AUGCAUGCCACAGCCAACGGUCCAACUUCUGCGACCGAACUCGCGCACCCUUCCAACGCGUCUACUACCUCCGCCUCGCCCCCAUCGCUCACCCCCGCGCUCUCCGUCUCCCCAAAUGACACCGGCACCUCCACCCUCCGCCGCCUAAAAUCUAAGUCAUCCCUGUGGAGUCUAGGAAGCAGCAAUAACGAAGACGAAUACUCCCCAGUCGAGCCGACCAGCGCACCAAACAGCGCUCCCAGGCAAUCAAUCCUUCGCCGACUCUCUCCGGCUCUCGCAGCCCGCGUAAAAUUGCUGGAUGGCAGUAACAAGUCUCCCUUGCAAAACAAGAACCCAAAUGCUGUCGGUCGAAUCCCAGAAGAGCACCUGAAGGAGCUGGACAGUCGCAACCAGGACUUGUCAAUCAAAGUCAAGCGGAGGGGCCAAGCGUGGAACGGUUCAGGUACCUCGCCCGGCCAAUCUCACGAUCCCCCACGGAGAACCGCCUCAAACCACCUCGAGCUCCCCCACCAAGAUAUUCUCCAAGAGAUCGCAGACGCUCGCAGACAAGAGGCAGAGAGACAGGAGGAACCAGUCUUCACCGAAGCAGUCGAGGACGGACCCGAGCAGGCCCAGCACCAGGAGCAGCCGCAGGACCAGGACGAUCCCGCCCCAGAAACCGACUUCACAAGUCCACCAGUCCUCAUGUCUGUCGCAGAACCAGCUCCGGCGUCGGUGCGCGAACACCCAGCACCGACCCUCCUACCCAGCAAUCCCAUCCAAGACGACCGCACCGACUUCCAGAAAUACGUCGAGGAUACCGCCCGCAAAGAAAACCAGGAUGCGCAGAGCGCGCCUGAUCCCCCGCCGAAGGACUCCCCGCCUGCAUACACGCAUUCGCGCUCGUCCUCCAAUUCCCAGUCCUAUUUCAACCCUAUGGGUCUUCAGCGCGCGGACUCGAUUUACUCUUUCUCCCGUGCUUCUUUUAGCAAUCAGCUUUCGCAACUGACGUCCAUUCCCCUUCCGCAGCCGGAUUCACUUGAGGCGAGUAUUACCAAGAUUGCCACGGCGCUUUUGGCUGUUAGGGCGUUGAACGGGGCUGCGGAGCAGAUUCAGAUUUGGAUUAAGAAGGCGUCGGAUGUGCUUAGCGGGUUGGACUCCGAGGAUGAUGUUGAGUGGGCUGCUGCUGGUGGGCGAGAGGGUCUUGAUGGGGUUGAUAAGGCUAUUACCCGGUUCGAGUGCUUGGUUAAUGUCUAUGUGCGCGCCAUUGAAAAUGUGCAGCUACGGGAUGACAUUGCGAAUGUUGAUGCCGAGAACUUGAGGACGAUCGUAAGUCAGAUGGAGAGUAUCCUCAACAACUGGAAACAGAUCAAGAAUAAGUUGAGAGGUGUGAAAGAGCAGGUUGAGUUGGCGAUGGAGUGGGAAGAGCUUUGGUCUAAUGUUCUCGGUGAUGUGGGGAUGGAAAUUGAUAAUCUUAGCGGAUUGAUCUUUGAGAUGGAAGAGAAGCGACACCAGGCGUUGAUGGAUACGGGUGAGACCACUGGUGGUCUUGAUAUCAACGAGUUGGAGACCAUUGUCGAAGAGUCUCCUACCAAGAGUCGCGCGGCUUCUCAACGCCUGAGCAUUGGUCCUCUUCUAGCUUCGGCUUCCGGCACUCCUGUUAUCAAAACACCCCAGGAUGAUACCAGCCACUCAAAUCUGAUGGCUAUAUUUGCGCGCAUGCAACCAUUACGUGCGUCACUGGACUUUUUGCCCAUGCGAUUGUCCAUGUUCCAAGCACGGGCUGAGGCCAUCUUCCCGAGUGCGUGUGAAGAGGUCGAAGACCGGCGGGACCGGCUAGAGAAGAGCUAUAAGGUUCUGGAGACAGACGCGGAAGCUCUGCGAAAGGAACUGGGAGAGGAUAAGUGGAUCCUGGUUUUCCGCAAUGCUGGAAGUCAGGCGCAGAAGAUGUUUGAAUCUGUGGAACGCAGCAUUGGCAAGCUCCAAGAAGGUCUGGAGGGCGGCAUGCAGCUCAACAAUCCGGUCACCUUGCAGAAGCGCAUUGAGAACUACGAGGCGAAGAAGAUGCACUAUGUGCCGGCGAUUGAGCGUGUGAUUUCCAUCAUCCAAAAGGGUGUCAAUGAUCGGUUGACUGUCAAUGGUGAAAUUCUACGACUUUUGUCUGACAUGACAUCGCGGACGGAUGCUCUCAAGGCUAGCACGAAGGUUAUGGACACUUCUCUCGAAGACGUGCAUUUCGUCAAGGGCCAGCAACUUCGAGACUCCAUCUCUAGCAUCUUGACGAUGGACAGCCCACUUACAGGCAGUGCCAUUGACACACCGGGAAGCUCGCCUGCCUCCUCAGUUAUCAUAACUGGUCCCAGCUACAAGGGUGCCUCAACGCCCUUGGGUGGUUCGAGUCGUCGCGAGAGCUUAGCUGGAAGCACCACAACUCGAUCAGCCUUGCCCAAAACCCGACGCUACUCUGGCUUGCCUCAGUCCACGGCGAACUACACAGGUCGGAAGUCGAGCAUCCCCCAGCCAUCUGGCCUCGCAUCCCCAACUCCAUCAAGAAGAUCCACAAGUCUCUUCACCCCGACACCAGCUUCCCGCUACACAUCCCGCACACCAGUGCCGCCAUCCACAGUCUCCAACCGUCCUCGCUGGAACGGAAGCACAAAUACAAACGACCUAGACACUGGAUAUACCCAAUACCGCAAAGCAUCCGCCCCGAUAUCCCGCACACCUCGACCCGCAUCAGCAAUCCCGUUCCCCAGUCCAUUCCGCCGCGACACAUCAGCAUCUCCAGCGCCGGGCACAUACAGAUCAACGAGUCGCGUCUCCAGCAGACUCGGUGAUCGAAGUCCCUCGCGGAACCUCUCCUCUCCAACCCCGCGAUCCUCACUCCUCGAUCCGCCCCCAUACAGUCGACUGCGGAGACAGUCAGGCAUAUCAAACACUCCCCGCAGUCGCCAGAGCUACGCAGGCGUGCCCUCAACUUUCAGUCGGAGUGUUUCACAUGCUCCGGAUGUACCUGAGACGCCUAGCAAGACCUCGCGGCCGGGGACGUCUCUCGGCCAUUCGACUAACAGGCGUGUUAGUCUUCUCCCAUUGCCUACGCGGGAUCAUAAGCCGCAGGCUCAAAAGGUUGAUACUCGGCCUCCAUGGCGUUGA
Molecule: messenger RNA, 3132 nt
Organism: Penicillium antarcticum
Lineage: Eukaryota; Fungi; Ascomycota; Eurotiomycetes; Eurotiales; Aspergillaceae
Product: KAR9 family protein
Exons: 1
Coding region: 1-3132 (1043 amino acids)
Biological process (GO): nuclear migration along microtubule; mitotic spindle orientation checkpoint signaling; establishment of spindle localization
Cellular component (GO): mating projection tip; cell cortex; spindle pole body
Source: RefSeq, a predicted model, not a curated record